GCUGCGUCGUGGUGGGUUGCGAGGGAGAAGAUGGAGGGCUACAGGCUCUUCCUGGCGCUGCUGGGCUCGGCGCUGCUGCUCGGUUUCCUCUCCGUCAUCUUCGCCCUGGUGUGGGUCCUCCACUACCGCGAAGGGCUCGCCUGGGACGGGGACGCUGCCGAGUUCAACUGGCACCCGGUUCUCAUCAUCACGGGCUUCGUGUUCGUCCAAGGGAUCGCAAUUAUUGUGUACAGGUUACCGUGGACCUGGAAAUGCAGCAAACUCCUGAUGAAAUUAAUCCAUGCUGGGUUAAAUACCAUUGCUCUGAUGCUUGCAAUUAUUUCCCUGGUGGCUGUUUUUGAUUUCCAUAAUGCCAAGAAGAUUCCUAACAUGUACAGUCUGCACAGCUGGAUUGGAUUGACUGCUGUCAUUUUUUAUGCUCUGCAGCUUGUUCUAGGUUUCGUGGUCUUCCUACUUCCCUUUGCUCCUGUUUCUCUUCGAGCAAUGGUUAUGCCAAUACAUGUUUAUUCAGGCCUUCUCAUCUUUGGAACAGUGAUUGCAACAGCACUAAUGGGAAUUACAGAAAAACUUAUUUUUGCUUUAAAGUUGCCUGCGUAUAGCAGCUCCCCAGAAGAAGCUAUUUUUGUCAACACUCUUGGUGUUCUGAUCUUGGUCUUUGGUGGUGUCAUUUUGUGGAUGGCAACAAGGCCCCACUGGAAGCGCCCAUGUGAACAGAAUUCAAAAACCCAACAGAGAAAUGGAGGAACAUUGGAUGAAAACAAAGAGGGGUCAACUAUGGCUGACUGCAGUAACGCAAAUAAGCCUGAUGUGGAGUUUGCUAACGAGGCAGCAGCUAGAAAACGAAAUGCCAAGUUUGAUGAAGCUGGUCAAAGGUCAACCAUGUAAAGAUGGUGGCUCUUUCAGCAGUACAUCUCGUAAUACCGAAAGGGCUACCUUUUCUCCCUCCUAGCCAUUAUAUAUUAUAUUAUACACACGCACACACACACACAAAUAUACAUAACUUGCUUAAUGCUGUUAGGAUUUUCAGAAUAACUGACUUCAAUUCUAGAAGAUCCCAUGCUUGUUGCUUAACUAUUUUUAUUAUAUCUUUUGAACAAAAGAAACAAUGGACUUGAAGAAAAUAUGUCUGUUUUCUACUGAUGCGAGGCCUGUUGUUUUAAGCUACUGGAAGGUUUCUUUGAGGAACAGCCUGCAAGUGUCUGGCUAGUUUUCUCUGUGCCCUCCUUUGUUUCAUUUGAGGGAAUUUAGAAAAACGUAAUGUUGGUAAUUUCUCUAAUGGGUUUUUAAAAUGUGUUGUGACUGCCUGAAGGAUUUCUAGGAAUGCGUGGAAUAAACAAAUUAGUAGAGACAAAGAUUUCAGACCAUGACCUGGUUCUGCAGUUUAAACAAGCCACUGUGGUUUGGUUAAACUGCACCAUGUACAGGGCAUCAUUUGCCUAAUUACCUGCCCAUGCAUGGCUUGUCAUGUCAUCCGAACCUAAGGCCUGUUGUUGGGUUAUUUGAAGGUGGUUUCCUCUUCAAACAAGCCAUGCCUUCCAGCUUUGGGGAAGUAAUUAGGCAAAUAGCACCCAGCCACCACAUGCUGAAGCUUAAACAAGCCACCAUGAUGUGUUUAUUCCGUGGUGAUUACGUAAACCGGGUCAAUGGAAGAAAGGAACAUUAUGGGGAGAGGAGAAGAUGCAUAAUGCCAUAAAAAUUCACCAAAAAGUUAAAAUAUUUAUAGGGUUGUUGCUCAGAUCUGUUCUUGUAGUAGGACGGAUUUGUUGAAAUCAAGGAAAUUUAAAUUAGUGAUUUAAAUCAGCCAGAAAAAUGAACUUUUCCCCUCCCCUACAGCCUCUCAUAAAAGUUGGUAUUUUAGGGUUUUGCAUAUUACUCUUCUGCAUCUCAAGUAUGCUACCCUAACAGUAUUAGGGUGUGUAAUCCAUCAAGCCUGGCUGCUAAAUGGCAACAGGAAUUGUUUCUGUGGAAACCCCACUGAUGUGAAUAUAAGUUCAUCAGCCACAGUGUUUGGAUGAAAUGCUCCCUUUGUUUCUGUGACUCCAGUGGACCUGUGUGUUCCUAAGGCUAUGCUCCUUGAAACGCUUGCUCUGGAAUAGUGCCAUAUUAUAAGUGGAUAAUGAGUGAAUGUUCAAGCAUGGCAUGCAGAGGAAUGACUUGAUUUUGCUCUCUGUUCUGCUCGGGAAACUUUUAAGUGAAAGCAAUUUGUCUUAAAUAGUUUAUGGCCAACACUGUACAACCUUAACGAAGAGAAAAUUCCCUCCCUGUGAUCACACUUUACUAAUAUAUUCCAUUGGUUAAAUUCUAUCAGAAUUGCCAUAGUUUUCAAUAUGCUACUUAUUUCCAAUAUCUUAAAUGGAAUAGUCUCCCCUCCUCCCUAUCUCUUGCUCUUCAGGCAAUGUGAAUCUAACUUUCCAUUUCACAGAUGCGUGAGAGAAAGAGGAGGACGUCCUAUAGUUCUGGUUUGUGUUUAGACCCUUACAAAUGUCUUUUGGAUUCCUAAAGCACAGUUUAAUGUGACAAUCAUGUGAUGUUCAGGCCUGCAUGCAAUUAGACAUGCACACUGCUAUUACUGUAAUCCAAUAUGUAUGUCUUGAUCUUCCUUUUGGGAGAUGUCACACGGCAUCGUACCGCUUGGUACCUCCCGCCGCCACUAAUAACGUACCAAAUUCACUGUGUUGGGGAGACUCAAAAGAAAUAGAACUAUACUUUUGUUUUGAGUGAAGCAUCUGAUACAGAAUUCCCCAUCCGUUCCUCUUUUUGGUGGUACCAGAAUAAAAUGAUUUGGGAUACAAAGCAUAGCACCCAGAGGAGUGACCAUCCUGGUUAUAUUGCAGACAGAAAUAUGUAGAUGCUGUGCUGUGUUGUACUCUAUUUAGCAAAAAACAACCCAUAAUGCCUUUAAUGAUAUGGCUCCUUUUUAAAGUUAAGCUGGUAAAGGCACAAGGAUUGCUGCCCAUUAAAUGGAAAUUUCUGAGUUCAGAUGCUCCCAAAAACCCUAUGCCCUGCCAGGCUGUUGCUGGGAGGAGGACAGGGGUGAUCCCUCAUCCUGUCACUCCUGUUCAAAACAAACACUAAACUAGACAUGCCUCUGAGCCUGUCCAACAGUGGGUGGGGAUAUGCGAUGAGAGCCAUAGGGUUCUGCAGAUCCUGGCCUCACACCUCUGAGCCUGUCCGGCUCACUGUCAGUGGGUGGGGAGGGGCGACAAGAGGCCAUGGGAUUUUGCGGAUUCUAGCCUCACAGCUCCCCUCCCUGGCCACCAGAACACCUCCUUUUUGACCUCUAUGCUGUUGUCCAAAAGCAGCCGCCAUGGUUGUUUCUACAAUACCUGUGAGGUGAGAGGGGAAGGGAUCCAAUAUCAGUUUUCCCCUCCUGAGGUUGCAGAAGUAUCUACGGCCUCGGGAGGGGAGAUCCAAAAUAUCCUAUGGUCCUUGGGACCCUCUCCCAGGGCCGCUAGGAUUGCUCUGCCCAUUACUUUUUAAAAGACUUCUUUUUUUACAAGAGCGUCUGCCUGAAGGUUCUUGGAGCAGGGCGGGUGUCAGUAGGAGGAUAAUCCUUUCUAUAGAAAGCACCUUAGAAAUAAGUUUGGAUGGAGGGGAAGUCUUUAUUCUGAACACCUUUUAAAUACUUUUAAUUUUUUAAAAAAAUUAGGGAAGUGUGUGAUUUUGUAAAGGGUAGAGAUUUGGAAAACCAUCGUAGUUCCAGGUGGUGCUGAGCAAGUAUGUUCAGUAAUUAUUUAAGAUCUCAAACUAGCUUCAGUUUUGAAAAGGCUGUGUUAAAAAAUUCUGAAAAGCCUGGCUAUUCUAAGAUUAUUUCUCAGGGCAAUUUGGCAUGAGGCCUAUAGCUAGAAAUGGAGGGAAGCUAGUCAAAUGUAAUAUGCAGAAAAUAAUUCUGUAACUGAAAAUUGGGGGGGGGUUGGUUUUCAAGGCCGCUGUUUGAGUGUCCGUCUUUUCUUUUUAAAGAUCUGCUAGUAGUAUGUGUUCCACUUUCAACUAGGUUCCAAAACUGAACAAAUGUAACUGUUUAAAUUGAGUUCUAAUGAGUUUUAAUGAAAAUUUCUCAAUAUAUGCAGAUGAUCAAACUGGAUACAUCAGUGUUAUUGUCCUGACCAGGCCAGCUAGGGGGAAAGAGGAAGUGAACCAAUUCCCCUGUGAGCCUCCUAUGCUGGAAGUCUCUUUGGUAGUCCUGGGCAGUUGAUUUAUCGUAGCAAUGCAGCAGUGAGCCAGGGUUUGGGAAAUCUUAACAUAGAGCAGGGCUGGGGCAACUUGUGGCCCUCAACUCCCAUCAGCCCCAGGCAGCAUAGCUAAUGGCGAGGGAUCCAUGGGAGUUGUAGGCCAAAACAUCUGGAGGGUCACUAGGUGCCCACACCUGACAUAGGAGAUGAGUCCAGAACUCCCUUCAUGAUCAUGUUCCAUAUUAUCAGCUUCAGGAAAGUGAUGCUUCCCCUCAGCAAAGAAGUGCAAAUGCUUGGUGAGGUGACAGUGGUGUAUCUAAGGCCAUCACACAUCUGCUCAGGCGGUUGCAAAAGAGGUCAGCAAGCUCUGGUCCUGAAAGAGAUCAAGAGUACUGAAAAAUUUAUAUUGUGCCAGCCCUCUUUAUUUUGAGUAGUUGCAUUCUUUUAUAUACCGGUAGUUGUCUUAUGUAUAUAUAAAGUAUGCAUUUUCAUACCAGUGGUUGCCUUAUGUAUAAAGUCAGUUGUAGAAUGUACAACAGCUAUAUGUACAUUUCCCGUUAAAUGUAUCUAAAGUGAUGCAUAUAACUUUGUAAAUAAGAAUAAACAGUACAUAUGGUGAUCAUUAAUCUGACUCUUCACAGAGGGAAGAUAUUACCAAAUACAUUAAUUAACAAAGAGGUUCUUUAUGUUUGAAAUCCAUUUGAAUAUUUGUCAAAUGAUUAUUUUGCAGAGCAAAAUGGGGACAAAUGUUUUGUAACUAUUUUUUAUAUUGCAAUAAAAAUUAUUGAAAUCUGCA
Messenger RNA from Elgaria multicarinata webbii, 4968 nucleotides. RefSeq names its product plasma membrane ascorbate-dependent reductase CYBRD1. NCBI's taxonomy places the organism in Eukaryota, Metazoa, Chordata, Lepidosauria, Squamata, Anguidae. The coding region runs from base 31 to 885 and encodes 284 amino acids. Gene Ontology annotation, cellular component: lysosomal membrane. The transcript has 4 exons. The record is from RefSeq and is a predicted model, not a curated record. Gene Ontology annotation, molecular function: oxidoreductase activity.